Pogonomyrmex barbatus (red harvester ant) is the source of this 4042-nucleotide messenger RNA. It is a transcript of the gene THADA, whose product is annotated as Thyroid adenoma-associated protein homolog. Gene Ontology annotation, biological process: tRNA methylation. Gene Ontology annotation, cellular component: cytosol. The record is from RefSeq and is a predicted model, not a curated record. NCBI's taxonomy places the organism in Eukaryota, Metazoa, Arthropoda, Insecta, Hymenoptera, Formicidae.
UCUCGUAAAGGCGGCAGAAUAUAUAAUAAAAUUAAAUUCUGGCAAUUGAGUACACACAGAUGUCUGCAUCAACCGGAUAGUCGAUGGUUACCGAUAGAGAGAUUAACGGGUAUCGGUAAAAGCCGUGCCGUAAAUCUCGUGUUAAAGGGACGACUAAACAAAGCUUCCCAACCUGAAAGGAUUUGCUCACGUGUUGCUGCAAUAUCGUGCUUUUAAAUGAUGCGGGAAUCGAAAAACAUGAACGAAAGUGAACUUCGCGCACUGCUGAGUAAUUUGCGGAUGUCGAAGCAAAAGGGCGAGUUAGACACUGACGAGAAACUCGCGCAACAGACUGUCAAAUGGCGAAAUACUUUAGAGUACAGUGUUUUGGAAACAUGUGCCAAGCAUCACAGCGAAGAGUGCAGGCUGGGGAUGUUAGCACUCUUGGUGGAGUCGAAAAAGAGCACGUUACGCUUCUCGUGCAAGGAACUUGAUAUGAUUUUGUUAUUUUUGAAGUACAAUUUAUGUGAAAAGAUGGAAUAUGUACCCUUAAUUAAGAAGGCUCUAAAACGGUUGAAGGAUAGUCUAGCUGUUAUGCAGAGACAAUUGGCUCAAGAAAUUAAAAUGAGAAAUCAUUGCAAGGAACAAGAUAUCACUUCCGAAGCUUACGAAAAUGCUUUGGCUCUAUCUUAUCAAACAUCUGAACAAAUUGAACGAGAUGUGAAAGAUUAUAUCACGUUUUUUGUAAACUUGCGUGAAAUUUGCGUGAGUAAUUUGUAUCCAGACGCAACGUAUACUCGUAGACGCUCCAGCUUACAGAUACUUUUAUUGAUGCAAGAUCUCCUUUAUAAUGAGUUUAAAGAUGUUGAAUGGAAGAUAUACCAAGCUAAUACAAUAAUGCAGUGUUUACUGUUGGAUACAUAUGAACCAAAUAAGGAAAUGGCAUAUCAAAUAAUAAAGACUAUGAAUCCAACGUUGUUGCAAAUUACUGCCUUUAUUCUUCAGGAGGCAUUAAAUUUGGCAAAAAAGAACAUAGGUAUGGCAAUCAUUAACAAUUCUUUAUACGGACAUUUAUUCUGCAUAAGAAGUUUGCUUUCUGACUGUAAUUUGAGAGACGUAGGGAUGAGCAAACCAUGGCAAAAUGCCAUAGCUGAUAUUAUAUUACUGUGUUUUGAAUUAAAUCAUACUGUUUCUGUGAUAGUGAAUAACUCUUCACCGGAAGGACAUUUACCAAUGGAUUUGGAAAUGUUAAACUUUAACGACGUAUCAUUUCCAGAGAAAGAAAUAAUAACGCCACAAAUGGUGUUACUUUGUUCUUGGCGUACUGUUAAAGAAGUUAGCCAAUUAUUUGGUCUACUUGCCACCAAGGCAUCGAUACAAACUGCGGAAUCUCAAAAUGGACUGCUAACAGAGAAGCAAAUUGAGCACAUAAUGAAACAUCUAGUCUCAUUAUUAUGCGAAACAAAACACAGAGGUGCGUUUGAACAAGUGUACGUUGGUUUUCAUCAAUUAUGCAUGCGGUUGUGGCGGUCAACGAACAAGACUCUAAAUGCACUUCCUACGCAUUGGCUACACAAUAUUUUAAUAGGUAUAACGGGAUUAAUGCCAGGAUAUUCGAAAUUAUGUGCAACAAGGAGAAGCGCCGGUGUUCCAUUUAUGAUUCAGGCAGUGUUAUCUUCGGAACCAAAAAUUCAUAAUAAUUCAGAAAUUUCCACAUUUCAUUCGGUUAUGAAAAUUUUAUUACAAUUCUCACAACUUGAAAAUACAAUUAAUCUGUGGCAAAAAGUAAAGCACAUAAUGUAUAAAGAUACUAUAUUUUCCAAGUAUGAACAUUUAACGGAACCGUUAAUAGAGAAUAGGAACGAUUAUGAUUGUACAGAAAUUAAACUUGAUGUAACCGAGAUAAAAACUCAUUCUAUGAACAUCCUUAGAGCUUUAUUUAGGCAUUCACAACUCGGAGACAUGGUUAAGAAUUAUAUCGCGGAUGGUUUGAUAGUUGCCUUUAGAAAUUAUGAAAGUAAAACAUGGGCAGAAUGUAAUGCGGCUACGUUAUUGUUUAGUGCACUUAUCAUCCGAAUUUUUGGUGUUCAGAGAACCAAAGAUCACGUCAACUUGACAACGGAUAACAAAAUGACAGGAAGAAUAUUUUUCGAAAGAUAUCCCAAUUUGUUGCCUUUUAUUCUAAAUGAAUUACGAACCUUUAUAUCGAUUAAUGAUAACGUGAUAAAAUCAAACGUACAAGCGAUUUUAUUAUUAUUAUCACGAUUGUAUAUUAGUUACCAUUUCGACAGCACUGACGUUACGUGGAAGAUAAAUGAAUUUGUUAAUUUGAUAUCACAAUGCGCUAAAAGCCCUGUAUAUGAAACACGUAAACUUGUAGCCAGAGCAUUGGUACCCUUAUUAACAGAGGCUACAGUUCACAAUAUUGUGAAAAAGUUAUUUCUAAUUUUAUGUACAGCACGAGAUACUCGAAUCUCGAUGAAUCUAACACAUGGCUAUUUGUUACAAAUAUUAGAGAUCUUAACAAGAUUGCCAUCUGUCCAUGUACAGUUAUCAAUAUCUGAUGUUACAAAUUUUUUAAGCUCAACAGAUUGGAUAUUGAAAGGAUUGGAGAAAAGAACUAAUAUGUUUAGUUGUUUUCUUGUAGCAAGUGUAUAUGUCGACAUCAUUCGUGAAUUAUAUAAUUUAAAUAAAAAUAUGAUUGAAAAUUGUAAAGAUGAUAUAUUGUAUAUAUUGCAAGAACAUUUAAUUAAGAAAGUUCUAUUAAGACAAGGAGCAGGCGAGCAAAUAUACAAAGUAUCUGUAAUCAAAUUCAUACUUUGCGUUGGGAAAAAUUCGAAUUUCUUCCAAACUGUGCACAAUGAGCAAAGUAAAGCGUUCAUCAUAUAUUCGCGGCUUUUGAUCAUGCCGGAAGCCGAAAUACAAAGCAUUACCUGGACCACUGUUUUUGAAGUAUUGAAGAAAGAAUCUAAUCAAUCAAGAGAAUUAUUAAGAUCUUAUGCUAUUUGCGUAGCUAUUGAUUUUGCCAAAAAUUUAUAUAAAUAUAAUCCUAAAUUACAAGAUGCGAUUUUCGAUUUCUUGUAUAACAGUCUGAUGGAUAUAAAUGAAUGUUGUCUCUCUGACAAACGUAAAAUUUGUAAUUUGGUUCUUAGAGAACUGCAUCAACAUAGUGCAAGCAAUAUUUAUUCUCAACGUGUUAAUUACUUGAGAUUGCUAGGAAAAUGUAUGAUGACAUUACUUCAUGAAUUACAGGAUGAACAGCUUGCUAUCAAACAUACAGAGACUGUCUAUAGAACAGUCUGUGAUAAUAAUUGGAUUAGUUCGUUACGUAUGGAUUUCAGAUCAUCAAUUUUCGAUAUAUUAUAUGGACUUUUUGAAAAAACCAAUAUUAGUAUCGAAUAUUACAACCCCAUUUUGGAUUUGUGGACGGUACUGUUACAAUUAUUACUUGAUGAUAAUGCAGACAUUCGACACGAAGCGUCCAAACUGCUUUGUAGAAUUAAACCAUGCAACGAAUUAAGAUGUAUACAAGAAACUUUAUCGAUAUUCUUUCAAAUCUUCGGCGAAAUGGUCGCUGAUAAGCACCCCGAAAUAGCAAUUAGCGCUCUUUUUUGCUGGAGUAUUUCGUUAUUUGGGGAUACAGAUUACGAAAUGGACGAAACAGACGUAUUCAAUAAAUGUAGGAAUUAUGAUGUUUUUGAACCCGUAAGGAUAUCGUAUUUAUGUUUUGAUUUAGUGAAAUUGAUAAUACAAAAAUAUUCCAUUAAUAGACCGUUACCAUCGAAUGUUGUGAGAUGGAUAAAUUAUCAUUUAGAUAGCAAUUUUCAUACAAUGUUUUCAUCAUUUAGAGGAAUUGUGCGUGAUUAUCGGUGCGAGCCGCCGUCACUCCAAAACAAGUUGGAAGACAUUUUGGAUCCGACAUAUAAAGAUAAAUUAUUGCAAAUUUUAACAUAUGAAAAGUAUAGGUCUUUAUAAUAUCGGAUCUCCGCAUUUUGUCACAUAUUUGUACUUAACAUUACAUAUUGUAAAUAAAUAAAUUUAAUAAAAGUUACAUAUUUUACUG